Molecule: messenger RNA, 783 nt
Organism: Clunio marinus
Lineage: Eukaryota; Metazoa; Arthropoda; Insecta; Diptera; Chironomidae
Source: the annotation of a GenBank genome assembly
AUGGUUUUAGUCUUACGAUGUUUAAUUUGUCACAAAGAAUUAGAAUACACGAAAUUAGAUCCCAGUGAAUUAGCUAUCCAUAUGAAAAACGAACAUUCUAUCAUAAGAGAUUCUGAUAAUUUGCAAGACAAUUUAUAUAUGAACAGAAGCACUGAAAAACUUUACGAAAGCUUUAAUAAAAAUUUUCGUAAUAUGAAUGGUCAAACAAUAAUUCACAAAAAUAUUAAAACAGAGAAUAAUCGGAAAUAUUUUCGAGAGAGUCCGGAAAACUCGUUGGAAAUAGAAAAUCAAACAUCAAAGGCCACCAGAGAAUCAAAUCAAAAUGACGAAUUAAAAGCAAUCAAAAACGUUGAUGAUGAUAAAUUGAAUUUAUUAUCACAUGUUCAAUCAAACAUGAAACCAGAACGAAAAAAAGUAACAGAAAAACCAACAGCAAAGUCACAAUACAAUCCAAUAUCUAAUAAGAAGCGUUCUAAAAAGCAUUCAAAAUUAUAUGAAACAUCAGUUGUAAAAUGGCAAUCAUUUGGCGAUGAAAAAUUUCAUUGUCCGCGAUGUCUAUCAUAUAAACGACCAGUCGUUGUAACUGACACUGAAAAAUCAACACAGUCAUCAUUCGUAGCAACAUUAUGGAUGACUUGUUGGCCACUUUGUCUUUCUACUUCUCUCCUUCAAGAACCAAUGUAUGAGAAUCUUCAUUGUUCACUUUGUAAUUAUCAAUUCGGCAUUUACGAUCAUAAAAGAAAAAUUGUAACAUCAAGUAAUCGAGAAAAUACAAAAGCUUAA